GUGAUUCGUGAAUUAAAUACCAACAUUAUACAUAUAAAUUCAACACUACUCGUGGAAUAUUCAACCAUCAAUACUUUUAUUCCAAAGCAUUAUUCCUCCUAUAUAACCCGAUCAAUGCAGGCUACACUCUCAACGUGAAACCGAAACAACACACAACAAGAAUGCAAUCGCUAGAUCUUAACGCAAUUGGGAUGGGAUUGGGUGUGAAUUAUAAAAAUUUGGAACAAAAAGUGGGAGAGAAGAUGGUGAAGUAUGGGAUCAUCGGUGCCGGAAUGAUGGGGAGAGAGCAUUUGUUGAAUCUUUAUCAUCUUCGAAGCGAAGGGGCCGCGGUUGUUUGUGUCGCCGAUCCGCAUCUUCCUUCGCAGAAGAUAUCCAUGGAGUUUGCCGAGUCGUUUGGAUGGCCGCUUAAGGUGUUUUCAGGACACAAGGAACUAUUGGACAGUGGGCUUUGUGAUGUUGUGGUCAUCUCAACUCCUAACAUGACUCAUUAUGAAAUCUUGAUGGAUAUCAUCAACCACCCUAAAACUCAUCAUGUAUUGGUUGAGAAGCCCUUAUGCACAACUGUAGAAGACUGUAGACAGGUUAUAGAAGCUGCUAAAAGGAGACCAGAUAUGUUGCUACAAGUUGGACUGGAAUACAGAUACAUGCCUCCAGUGGCUAAGCUGAUAGAUAUAGUCAACGGUGGAAAACUGGGACAUGUUAAAAUGGUUUCGAUUAGAGAACAUCGGUUUCCGUUCCUAGUUAAGGUGAACAAUUGGAACAGGUUCAAUUGUAACAGUGGAGGUACUCUGGUUGAAAAAUGCUGCCAUUUUUUCGAUCUGAUGAGGCUGUUUGUAGGCUCGAAUCCAGUUCGCGUAAUGGCGUCUGGUGCUAUUGAUUUGAAUCACAAAGAUGAAAUGUAUGAUGGAAAGGUGCCUGAUAUUAUUGAUAACGCGUAUGUUAUCGUUGAAUUUGAGAAUGGGGCGAGAGGCAUGCUUGAUCUUUGUAUGUUCGCUGAAGGAAGUAAAAAUGAGCAAGAAAUUUCCGUUAUUGGUGAAAUUGGAAAGGGUGAAGCCUUUGUUCCUGAGAAUAUUGUUCGCUAUGGUCUACGAGUUGAAGGAAGAGACGGUGUACGAACCAUGAGAGCUGAAGAUCAUCGAAUUAAAUAUGACGGGCUACACCACGGUUCAAGCUACUUGGAACAUCUAAACUUUUUGAGCGCGGUCAAGGCUGAGGGGAAGAAAAUUCCGGCGGUGGAUCUGAAUGAUGGCUUGACCGCGGUGGCUAUUGGUGUUGCAGCACAACUUUCAAUUGAGAUGGGAAGAUUUGUUAGCAUUAGAGAAGUCAUUUCAUAAUUAUUUUUCCUUAUUUAUUACAACUCAUCCCUAUGAAAACAUAACUAUGGGCACUCCCAUAAUCUUGUACAUUCUAAGAUUUGAGUAUGUAGCCAUGUACAAGGUCAAAUGUUCUUUUGACCAUUGAAGCUAUAAACGGUUGUUUAUUGUUCUUCAAAGUUCUAAUCUCUCUCUAAACGCGUAUCUGGUCUUAUUUAUAAA
This is a messenger RNA of Helianthus annuus (common sunflower), 1535 nucleotides long. Its product is annotated as inositol 2-dehydrogenase 2. Gene Ontology annotation, molecular function: nucleotide binding. The record is from RefSeq and is a predicted model, not a curated record. Lineage: Eukaryota; Viridiplantae; Streptophyta; Magnoliopsida; Asterales; Asteraceae. The transcript has 7 exons. The coding region runs from base 162 to 1334 and encodes 390 amino acids.